AUGGGUUUGAGAAACUCCUAUGUUAUGUGCUUAGCACUUAUAUUGUCUUUCUCUUCAAUAAAUUGCAUUGACAUAACACAAAUUUUGGGACAAAACCCAGAAUUCUCAACAUUCAGCAAAUAUCUAACCGAAACCAAGUUGGCUGACCAAAUCAACGCUGCUAAAGCCGUUACAAUUCUCGCCCUCGAUAACAAAGAUAUCGCUUCUCUCUCUGGUAAAUCACUUGACGCGGUUAAAACCGUUAUUGGGACCCACAUUAUAACUGAUUUUUACGAUGAAAAGAAACUCUUUGAAGCCAUUGGAAGCAAGGUUGCGUUGGCUACACUUUCACCGGCUUCCGGCUUAGCCUCGAAGAUCUACGUGGCGCUUAUUAAUGAAGGUGAGGUAGCUUUUAGUUCCGCUGUUGCCGGUUCGACUUUUGAUACUAAGCUUGUUAGACCUGUGAAGAUCGAAGCGGGAGUCGUUUCGGUUCUUCAGGUUAAUCAACCUAUUGUGAAGGUUGAUGGUUCAGUUUCCGGUGCUGCCGGAACAGAUACUUCACCCACCACAAAUACCGCAUCUGUGGUGGGUGAGGCACCUGGUGUAGCUCAUGCAACUGCACCUGCUCCGAGUGCUUCUUCUCGUACCACGUUUGGAUUCAUUGGUGCUGUUAUGGCCUUUGCUUCCAUUUUUGUCUCUUUGUAA
This is a messenger RNA of Lathyrus sativus (Indian pea), 684 nucleotides long. NCBI's taxonomy places the organism in Eukaryota, Viridiplantae, Streptophyta, Magnoliopsida, Fabales, Fabaceae. The record is from the annotation of a GenBank genome assembly.